AUGAGAGUAAACACAUACCUGUUGCUGGCUUUCAGCAGCUUUCUGGCGCUGGUCGUCAGCUUCAGCCCUCAAGAUCACGAGAUCUUCAGACUACACGACGAAUUGACCACCGCCGAGGGCAAGGGCAUAACAUUCUACGACUUUAUUGGCGUCAAACCCUCGGCUUCCCAAGACGAAAUCAGCAAAUCCUACCGCAAGAAGUCUCGUACUCUACACCCCGACAAAGCAAAACAGAACUUCAUCGCUGCUCGCGCCAAGAAACCCAACAAGGCUACAAUCCCCGGCACCAAACCACCCAAGACUCAUGUCAACAAGCCCCCCUCCGCAGAGGAGAUCAAGAAAGAGACAAAAAUUGCACAAGCGCGGUAUGCGCGCCUCGGCGUUAUCGCUGAGAUCCUGAAGGGCUCGGGAAGAGAACGAUACGAUUUCUUCCUCGCGAACGGAUUCCCAACAUGGAGGGGCACCGGCUAUUACUACGCCCGCUAUCGGCCAGGAUUGGGGACCGUCAUUUUCGGGCUGUUCCUAUUUGGCGGUGGCUUGGUGCAUUAUGCAGCCAUGUACUUGAGCUGGAAACGGCAGCGUGAUUUUGUGGGAAGGUACAUACGGCAUGCGAGACGAGCGGCCUGGGGUGACGAGACGGGCAUUCAAGGAAUACCCGGUCUAGGAUCAACUUUAGGGCAGUCGGAGGCACCCCAAGCUUCUGCUCUGGCACAGGAGAACGGGCAGGCAGUACUGAAUCGAAGGCAAAAGAGGAUGCAGGAGAAGGAAGCCCAGAAAGAGGCUCGAAAGGAGAAGAAGGGCGGGAAGGCUUCAAGUGGUGGUGUCAGCACCCCAUCGGAAUCGGAGCCGGAGGUCACAGGCCCGCAAGGCUCGAAGAAAAAAGUGCAGGCCGAGAACGGGAAGGUAUUAAUUGUUGAUUCGGUGGGAAAUGUGUUUCUGGAAGAGGCAAAUGAAGAUGGAGAGACCGCAGAGUUUCUGUUAGAUCCAGAUGAGAUACCUCGGCCUACAUACAGAGACACCGUUGUGUUUCGGCUGCCAGCCUGGGCCUUUCGAAAGAUUCAAAGCAAAGUGUUCGGCAAGACGACUGUUCUGUCAGGCCAUAUCCUAGGUACAAAAGAAGAUGAUGUAGAUGCCAAGGAGGAGCAAAGGUCUGGAAAAGUGAAAAGCAAGGGUAGAAAAAAAGGAUAG
Messenger RNA from Bacidia gigantensis, 1188 nucleotides. RefSeq lists its product as uncharacterized. The record is from RefSeq and is a predicted model, not a curated record. The transcript is spliced from 3 exons. NCBI's taxonomy places the organism in Eukaryota, Fungi, Ascomycota, Lecanoromycetes, Lecanorales, Ramalinaceae. Gene Ontology annotation, cellular component: endomembrane system. Bases 1 to 1188 code for a protein of 395 amino acids.